AUGGCUAAAGAUGAUGAAAUUGAUCCUUCCAUUACAAACAAAUAUCCUAAUGAGUAUUCAAAUUCAUUGGAUCCUCCUGGGCUACUAGCUUUUAAGGUAGAGUUGAAAGUGGGUUGUCCUCUAAUGUUAUUAAGAAACAUUGAACCGAAAGAUGGGCUGUGUAAUGGCACAAGAUUGAUGGUUUCAAGGUGUGACACUCGCAUAAUUGAAGCUCGAAUCUUAAUUUGUGAGAAGUUUGGCAAUUUAUCAUUUAUACCAAGGAUAUCAUUGACACCCUCUUCUUCAGAAAUGCCUUUCCGAAUGACAAGACGUCAAUUUCCAGUUCGAUUGUCAUACGCCUUGGCCAUUAAUAAAUCUCAAGGACAAGCUGUGAAAUUUGUUGGGGUUAAUUUGUGCACGCAUGUUUUUAGUCAUGGGCAACUAUACAUGGCAUUAUCUAGAUGCACAUCUUUUGAUCGUAUAAGUAUCCUUGUCCUCAAGGAUGAGCCAGAUUCUAUUACAAAUGCUGUUUAUCCUGAAGUUUUGUUAUAG
This is a messenger RNA of Camellia sinensis, 531 nucleotides long. The record is from RefSeq and is a predicted model, not a curated record. NCBI's taxonomy places the organism in Eukaryota, Viridiplantae, Streptophyta, Magnoliopsida, Ericales, Theaceae.